AUGAGUCAGGCUAAAGAACAGUUUACGGACGGUCAACUAGAUAAGAAUCAGUACAACACUCUAAUGUAUCAAGUGCUACAACUCAACGAGAAAUUAAAACUUAAAGAGGCUAAGCAGAGGGAAUCAUUGGAAGUAUCAAAACGAAAACUCAAAGCUCAAAUUCAAGAAGACAAUCACAAGACACCUAGUCCAAAGACGUCCCCUAAUACAUUUGGUGAUAUCGAUGAAAGAAUCACACCAUCCGCAUUUUUUGAUACUCCUCCGGAUAAUCAAAGCUAUAUGGCAACUGAUUCAGAUAUGAGAGUAAACUCAAUGCCCCUGUUAGAUACAAUCGAUGGACCCAAACACGGUCUGUUGCCUAUCCCGCCAGCGAUACCACAGAUGUUCGGUCCAUUCCCUCCUGCUUGGAGAGGGCCGCGACCACGAACGGACGAGUAUGUGCCUAGAAGAUUCCGAGCACCAGGUCCACCGUUCUUUAGAGGAAAGUUUGAUAAGCGAGGUGGCGUUUGGCCGCCGUUUGAACCUCGCCCAGCUUUACCUCCUCUGCCAACACCUAAAAUUGGAAUGUGCCAAGGACAGUGUCCUCUUCAACCUUAUGAAAGAAUUUCUUCUCCACCACCGCUUGGUGUCACCAGCGUUAUCGUACCACCCACCGAUUUCAAUGUCCUGGAAUAUAUUGACCAAGAUCCUUUCAAAACUAUACAGAUCGAUGGUAUUCCUCGAGAGAUAAGAUUUUAUGGAGAUACCGCAAUUAUUAUGAUGGAUUGGGACGAUCCACGCGAAAUAAGGUUUUUACCUGGAUGUAGAAGGGUCACGUUCGACAACAAGGACUCUAUAGUUUUAUCUUUUAAUGAGGGAUACAAAAAGGUUGAAAUCGAUGACCAAGUGUUUGAUAUUAAAUUUGGUGCUCCAACUAGAGAGCUGUACAUAAACGGGAGGUGGUUUGAGUGUUUCUUUGGCGGACAACCUUUAGGUGUCAUCAUUGACGGAAAGCCUAGGUUGGUGCAUUUAGAAGGACCGCUACCUCAAGUCGACAUAAGUAAGACAAAACGGACUGAUCUGGUUGCCGGAAAAAUCAACCUUAUAGUAAAUGCUGUUCACAUAUGCCCGGUGUAUUUGGACGCUAAAGUGCAGAAGUUCCAGAUCGAUGGCAAAUUCUUUACUCUUCGUUUUGUGGACUCAUUUAGGACAGUCUUGAUAAACGAGCAGCCUUUCAAGGUAGAGUUUGGUGAUUUGCCAAGACCAAUACGCGUGGGUGACGUGAAAUAUUUUAUUAGAUUUUCGGCGCUGCCAAAAUACGUAAAGCCUGGUUUGUCAAAAAUCGCGAAUAUGGAAGGGUCGUCGGUGCUGUCGCCACAGGAACCGGUAGUCAGCUUUGAGAAUAUUCACGACCAGAAUUCCAUGGAGACUGACGUAGAAAUGCCGCCCAGACCGGUCAAGACUCCUAGUCCAGAGGCUACUCCAGAGAAAGGACUCGAAAUCCUGGCAAGUGUAAUGCCUUCGACCAUGGCACCAGCUUCAGCAUCCGAGUAUAGUUCUGCAGAACCUCUCUUUGCCAUGCCAGAAAAGAUUCCAGGCCUAGAAACUCCCUCCGAAGAAAAACCUCCCGAAAAUAUCCUGCCCAUACUUGGCAAUAUCAAUGUGAACGACUUGUUCGCUAAGCUAGUAGCGACGGGCAUCGUUCAAGUACCGAAUGAACCCAAAAAAGAGGAGAAAGCAGAACCAAAGACUGAAGAAGUAAUGAAACCUAAGCCUAAAGAAGAUAAGAAUGUCAUACACAGAGUUGAUCUUUUGAAGCCAGAAACUUUGAGAGUAAAGCAACCAGGCCUAGUAGUAAAACUGUACGGCGGCAUGCAAUGCUCCGGAUGCGGGACGCGUUUCCCUCCGGAGCACACUGUGCGGUAUUCCCAACAUUUGGACUGGCACUUCAGACAAAACAGAAGGGACAGGGACUCCGCGCGAAGGGCACAUUCUAGACACUGGCACUACGAUCUAUCUGAUUGGCUGCAGUACGAAGAGGUCGAAGAUCUGGAAGAAAGAGGUUAG
Molecule: messenger RNA, 2046 nt
Organism: Diatraea saccharalis (sugarcane borer)
Lineage: Eukaryota; Metazoa; Arthropoda; Insecta; Lepidoptera; Crambidae
Source: the annotation of a GenBank genome assembly